This is a messenger RNA of Aplysia californica (California sea hare), 387 nucleotides long. RefSeq names its product serine protease HTRA1A. Gene Ontology annotation, biological process: programmed cell death; proteolysis; positive regulation of apoptotic process. NCBI's taxonomy places the organism in Eukaryota, Metazoa, Mollusca, Gastropoda, Aplysiida, Aplysiidae. The record is from RefSeq and is a predicted model, not a curated record. Gene Ontology annotation, molecular function: serine-type endopeptidase activity.
AUGAAAAUAAAGGAGGGGGAGACGAAGUGGAGGAGGGAAGUGGACCUGGAGAAUGAAGUGGAGAGAAGAAGACUAUGGGGAGGUUGUGAAAGAGGAGAGGACUUUGGGGAAAAUGAGGAUCUUGAGGAGGAAUUAGGGAACUCAGGUGGUCCUCUUGUGAAUAUGGACGGCCAGGCGAUAGGCAUCAACACGCUGAAGCUUACGGAGGGAAUUUCAUUCGCCAUCCCUUCAAGUUACGCUUUCAGACUAAUAGAGAAAGCAGAGACCCUCAUCGCUAAAGAGACCGAGAGGCCGUCCUAUUUGCCCAACGGCAGGGAGAGCAACAAACGGCGUUAUAUGGGGAUCACGAUGCUGUCUCUCACGCCUCAGAUCAUACUGGAACUCAAG